Talpa occidentalis (Iberian mole) is the source of this 242-nucleotide messenger RNA. Its product is annotated as DNA-directed RNA polymerases I, II, and III subunit RPABC5-like. Gene Ontology annotation, molecular function: zinc ion binding; DNA-directed RNA polymerase activity; DNA binding. The transcript has a single exon. The record is from RefSeq and is a predicted model, not a curated record. Gene Ontology annotation, cellular component: RNA polymerase III complex; RNA polymerase I complex; RNA polymerase II, core complex. Gene Ontology annotation, biological process: transcription by RNA polymerase I; tRNA transcription by RNA polymerase III; transcription by RNA polymerase II. The coding region runs from base 6 to 209 and encodes 67 amino acids. NCBI's taxonomy places the organism in Eukaryota, Metazoa, Chordata, Mammalia, Eulipotyphla, Talpidae.
CCGCCAUGAUCAUCCCCGUGCGCUGCUUCACCUGCGGCAAGAUCGUCGGCAACAAGUGGGACGCCUACCUGGGGCUGCUGCAGGCCGGGUACACCGAGGGGGACGCCCUGGACGGCCUGGGCCUGAAGCGUUACUGCUGCCGCCGCAUGCUGCUGACCCACGUGGACCUGAUUGAGAAGCUGCUCAACUAUGCACCCCUGGAGAAGUGACCACUGACCGCCCUCCCUGUCCAGCCCAGAGCC